Messenger RNA from Plenodomus lingam JN3, 3066 nucleotides. The record is from RefSeq and is a predicted model, not a curated record. Lineage: Eukaryota; Fungi; Ascomycota; Dothideomycetes; Pleosporales; Leptosphaeriaceae.
AUGCGCAGAGCACGUGGCCUUCGGGCAUCUUCGACUCGCGAUAUUUGCGUCUUCUGCGCCACCCGUCAAUUGGCAACCGUUCCCUUGUCGACAUGCUCUUCUUCAGCACAACAGCGACAAUUCAACUCGUCGAGCCGGUCACCAGACUCGGCCGAAGCAGUACUAUACAAAGAUGCAACCCCACCCUCGCAACCGUUGUCCCAGGCACAGCGAAUGCGCCUGGCCCUAGCUGCGAGUGCUGCAAAGGCUCCACCAGCCCAGCCACAAGGCACACACAUGUCACCUGCACAGCGUAUGAGGGCAUCACUAGCAUCGCAGGCACCUCAGCAGAAUACGCCACAGUCGCAAAGACAUUCCCCAUCGAACAGAGGACCGGGGAGUAGAAGCGUGGUCUUCGAGGGGCCUGGACGUAAUCAGAGCAGGGACAGAUUCGCUCCCAUUGGCACUAAAGGGGGGAAUAUCCGCGGCAACAUCGAAUACCGAACGACUCCACAGCAGAACCGAUAUAAGAUCAACAUGGACGCUCGGCCGCAAGUGAACGCACCAGCAUUCGACCCAGGACACUUACGGCGGCGGAACGAGCUACGGUCGUCCGGAGCCAACCAGGCGGGAGCGCCGGCGGUCACCAGGCCUCCACCGAAAGGUAGAGGGAUGCUGGACCAGGAUGAGAUUGCGAAAUUGCUCAACAAUUCCACGACUCAAUCGCGAACACAAUACCAGCCGCUCGCCAGGGACUCUAACGCCCAACGCAAAUGCUUCCAUUGUGGCUCGCUAGAGCAUCAGUCUUUUGCAUGCCCUGUCAAGCCGACACUCCGCGCACAACGACCCGUCGGAAAAUCCGACUCGAGAGCGACAACCACAUCUAUGCCGCCCCAACGCCACCAAGAAUCCGUUGCGGAUGCAGCAGAGGCCUGGGUACGCAAAUCAAAGAACCUUGAUAUUGAACCAGCUUCUUUGAGUCAGAUACAAAUGGAAGAGGAGGGCAAGCGUCACAACAUUGAUGGGAGGAGACGCAAGAAAUUCGAGUUUGACGAGCCCGAGGAAUCUGUGAAUCGCUAUGAACAGCCAGAGAGACGACGAGGCGGUGGGCGAGGUCGACGAGCGAUGCGGGAUGAGGAUGAUGAAGACGAUAUGCCCCGGUUUGACAGACAAGACCGCAAGAAGCAGCGGGCAGCAGCAAAAAAGGCGACUCAGGUGGAGGCUCGGAAAAACACGCCCACACCCAUCUCACUACCGGAAUACAUCAGUGUAGCCAAUCUAGCUGGAGCGCUGAGGCUGAGAGUCGAAGACUUUGUGCGAAAACUAGAGGAUCUAGGAUUCGAGGACGUGCAAAACGACCAUAUUCUCAACGCCGAACACGCUGGUCUCAUCGCCCAGGAAUACGGCUUUGAGCCCAUUUUCCAGGACUCGACCGAUGAUGGAGAUAUCUACCCUGCUCCGGCACCGGAACCAGAGGCUUAUGCGGCACUGCCUGCACGGCCACCUGUUGUCACGAUCAUGGGCCAUGUUGAUCACGGAAAGACCACGAUUCUUGACUACAUGCGUUCCACAAGUGUUGCUGCUACAGAGCAUGGUGGCAUUACACAACAUAUUGGAGCUUUCAGUGUACCUUUGGCCAAUGGCAGGAAAAUCACUUUCCUGGACACCCCUGGCCAUGCUGCCUUCGAGACGAUGCGCGCUCGCGGCGCCAAUGUUACGGAUAUCGUCGUGCUAGUCGUUGCUGCCGAUGAUUCAGUCAUGCCGCAGACUAUCGAAGCCAUCAAGCAUGCACAAGCCGCCAAGGUUCCGAUGAUUGUCGCCAUCAACAAGAUUGAUAAGCCCCAGGCUGAUGUCGAUGCUGUCAAGCUCGAUCUAGGUCGUCACGGCAUCGAAAUCGAGGAUUUUGGCGGAGACGUGCAGGCGAUUGGCGUGAGCGGAAAGACGGGUCAAGGCAUCCCUGAUCUUGAAGAGGCCAUCACCACACUUUCCGAAAUGCUCGACCACCGUGCCGACCCCCAAGCACCAGUCGAAGGAUGGGUUCUCGAGGGCACGACCAAGAGCCGCGGCCGUGUGGCCACAAUUCUCGUCCGCAAUGGUACGCUCCGUCAAGGCACCACGCUCGUCGCAGGGAAAACCUGGACUCGUGUGCGUACGCUCCGCAACGAAGCCGGAGCUGUCGUUGACGGGGUAGGGCCUGGUAUGGCUGUUGAAGUAGACGGCUGGCGCGACCAGCCCAUUGCAGGCGACGAAGUCCUUCAAGCCAACGACGAACAACAUGCCACUUCGGUAACGGACCUCCGGACCGAGAAGUUUGAACGCGAGCAAAUGGCGCGUGACAUGGAAGCCAUCAACGAAUACCGACGCACAGAAGCGGAGCGUCGCGCCGCCGAAGAAGCAGCCUCGCAGGCGCAAGAAGCCGGCGAAGAAGUGGCAGCCAAACCGGAAGCCAAACCCAGCGGCCCCGAAGUCAUCAGCCUCAUCAUCAAGGGCGACGUCUCGGGCUCGGUAGAAGCCGUCAUCGACUCUGUCAGUUCGCUCGGCAACGCCGAAGUCAGCACCCGCAUCCUCCGCCACGGCGUCGGCCCGCCCUCUGAAUUCGACGUGGCCCACGCAGCCGACGCCGGCGGCCACAUUGUCAACUUCAACACGGCCAUUCCCGCACACAUAUCCAAGCUGGCCGAGGAAAAGGGUGUCCGCAUUCUCGACUCCAACAUCAUCUACCGCGUCGUGGAAACUGUAAAGGAGCUGCUGAGCGAGCGCCUCAAGCCCGCCGUCAUCCAAAAGGUCUCGGGCGAAGCUGAGAUUGCGGCGCUCUUUGAGAUUGGCGUCGGGGGGCGCAAGAAGAUCAAGGUGGCGGGGAGUAAGGUGCGGAAUGGGGUUGUGGGCAAGGGGGGUAGGGUCAAGGUGUUUAGGGGGAGUGAGGUCGUGUACGAUGGAACCAUUGCCAAUCUCAAAAACCAGAAAAAGGACGUCGACCAGAUGCGCAAGGACACCGAGUGUGGAAUCUCUUUUGCCGACUGGGAGGACUUUGAGGUUGGUGACAAGAUUCAGUGCUAUGAGGAGAGGUUUGAGAAGAGGAGUUUGUGA